AUGGCCCCCACUCACAGCAGCUUCUGGCAGUUUCAAAGGAUGGUCAAACACAUCACAGGGCGGAGCGCCUUCUUCUCAUAUUACGGAUAUGGCUGCUACUGCGGGCUGGGGGGCAAAGGGACUCCUGUGGAUGAUACUGACAGGCACAGCCCCUCAUCUCCCUGCUGCUAUGAGAAGCUGAAGCAGCUCGGCUGUCAGCCCGUGUUGAACAGCUACCAGUUCCACAGCGUCAACGGCACCGUGGCCUGUGAAUGUACCAUUGGUCUCGGCGUUGGGUGCCUCUGUGGGCUGAGGGCCUGCGAAUGUGACAAGCAAUCUGCAUACUGUUUCAAAGAGAGCCUGCCCACCUACGAGAAAAACUUCAAGCAGUUCUUCUCCACCCGGCCCCGGUGUGGCAAACGUAAACUCCAGUGCUAG
Pteropus alecto (black flying fox) is the source of this 417-nucleotide messenger RNA. It is a transcript of the gene PLA2G2C, whose product is annotated as phospholipase A2 group IIC. Gene Ontology annotation, biological process: fatty acid biosynthetic process; lipid catabolic process; positive regulation of fibroblast proliferation. Bases 1 to 417 code for a protein of 138 amino acids. The transcript is spliced from 4 exons. Gene Ontology annotation, molecular function: phospholipid binding; calcium ion binding; signaling receptor binding. NCBI's taxonomy places the organism in Eukaryota, Metazoa, Chordata, Mammalia, Chiroptera, Pteropodidae. The record is from RefSeq and is a predicted model, not a curated record.